Messenger RNA from Xiphophorus couchianus (Monterrey platyfish), 4878 nucleotides. Its product is annotated as dematin-like. The coding region runs from base 448 to 1677 and encodes 409 amino acids. Gene Ontology annotation, biological process: actin filament bundle assembly; cytoskeleton organization; lamellipodium assembly. The record is from RefSeq and is a predicted model, not a curated record. Gene Ontology annotation, molecular function: actin filament binding. Lineage: Eukaryota; Metazoa; Chordata; Actinopteri; Cyprinodontiformes; Poeciliidae. The transcript has 18 exons. Gene Ontology annotation, cellular component: actin cytoskeleton; plasma membrane.
GACUCUGAUGGUUCUGAAAGGCUCCUGAGAUCCAACCGGGUCGGUUCUGAAACCUGGAGGAAUCGGAUCAAUAAUCAUUAUUUUAUUAUUAUUUAUGUCGCAGCGCCAUGUUUCUGCCCCCCCUCCUCCCCCGCAGUGGGCCAGUCCGGAUGAGGGGGGGAAGGGGGGCGUGUUGUGACCGCGUGCGCGCGCGUGCCCGUGCGGUAUAUGUGGGAGUGAACAGCAGCAGCAGGAGCGGAGUCUUGGGUCGGAACCGGAGCCGCUGGAUGGUUCUGCUCAGCGGGACGCGAACAGGCCGGGGUCAGAGGUGGAGAAGCAGCUGAUUAGUGAGUCAGAGCAGAAUGAGCUGUUCUGAUCGGCCCGACGAGCCCAGAAAGCAGAACAGAGAAGCUCCUGAUGUAGAGAUGAUCCGCCUUUUCUCUGUGAGGAACUGACCAAUCAGCAGGCAUGAUGAUGCCCAAGCAGCCGGCGCAGACGUCUCCCGGCAGCGUCCUGUCGCUCAGAGGGACCGGCGUUCCCGGAUCGCCCGCCGCCGCCAUCGUGGCCAGGGUGGAGGACGGCGUCAUCGGCUACAAGGACCUGGCGGCCCUGCCCAGAGACAAAGCCAUCCUGGACAUCGAGAGACCCGACCUGAUGAUCUACCAACCGCACUACAGCUACAGCCCUCUGGAGAGGUCUUUGUCUCCUCGCUCCGUUUCUCCUCCUGCCUCCCCAGAGAACUCGUCCAAGGAGUCCAGGGACUGGCUGGAGAACCGGUCGCCUGGCGGUUCUUCACCCGGUUCCACCAUCCAGAGCAGCAGAACCCAGAGCUCACACACACCGCCGGCGCUGAACACACCCAUUGCCGCCAACACACACCCGGCGGGCAGCAAGAGCGCCAUGCAGCAUUUCCACCGACCCGAAAACGGAUCCAACAUCUAUAAGAAGCCUCCCAUCUACAGGCAGGACGUCUCGUCCUCGCCCGUCCCUCAGGGGAAACACAUCGAGGAUCUGAUCAUCGAGUCGUCAAAGUUCCCAGCAGCUCAGCCUCCAGAUCCCAACCAGCCGUCCAAAAUCGAGACCGACUACUGGCCCUGCCCCCCGUCACUGGCCGUGAUCGAGAAAGAGAGUCAGAGGAAGGACCAGCAGGAGGAAGAGGAGGAGGAUGAAGGGGAGCUGGAGGACGAGCUGUGGGGCCUCCGGGCCCUGCAGAACCAGGAGCUGAACAAGAUCCAGUCCAACCUCGGGAAAAUCCUCCUGAAGGAAGAACUGGGGAAGUCUGCGGGUCCGCUGAGGAGGAAGACCCGUUCACUGCCGGACCGGAACCAGAACACCGGCUCCGGCGCCUCCAGGUCGGUGUAUUUCCCAGCAUCCUCCAGGAGCGGCCUGUCCCGGCUGCAGUCUGCAGAGUUCGGCUCCGCAGAGAAAAACCCGGCAGGCCUGCAGAACGGAGACUCCAGGAUAGACCGGGGGAACUCCCUCCCCAGCAUGCUGGAGCACAAGAUUUACCCGUAUGAGAUGCUGGUGGUGACCCACAGAGGGCGCAGCAAGCUGCCCCCCGGGGUGGACCGGACCCGCCUGGAGAGACAUCUGUCCCAGGAGGAGUUCCUCAGCGUCUUCAGGAUGCCCAUCGAGGACUUCGACCGCCUCUCCCUCUGGAAGAGGAACGAGAUGAAGAAGAAGGUCUGUCUCUUCUGACCUUCCCGGGACUACGCUUCCCAGAACCCCCUGCUCCUCCCGGACGGCCCGGCGGGAAGCGGGACGGACUGCGGCCGGGUUCUCCGGACCGCCGGACUCUUGGGUCCACAAGGACGGCUUGGGGCGGGCUGUCGGGGUUCUGCUGCGUCACUUUAGCGUCACCAGCUUCACUAAACUAGCUAGCGCACAAACUGUCCGGCUAACGGGAGAAGACCCAGCUGCUGGGUUCUGGUUCUGAAUCCUGGAAUCCGCCACAAACAGCAGAAAAAGUCUCAACAUUCCUCUGACCCCAAGUCAGUUCCCACAGCGUCCCUGACGGGGCCUCCUAUUGGCUAAGCCAGCGAUGAUGUCACAAUAACGGCGUUUCUUUCCCAGCAGUGAAGAAGAAAAACGAGGUUUGAAGAUGAUGACAAACUGGAGCCGAACCUGCAGACCGAAACACGUUAACAGCUAGAAUAAUGAUUGAUUAUCCGCAUGAAUAAUCGAUUCUUUUCAAAGAUUACAUGACUGUCUUGAUGAAUAAUCAAUUAUUCGUAUGAUUAAUUGGUUAUUUCAAACAAUUAAUCUAUCGUUUUGACAAAUAAUCAAUUAUUUGGACAAAUCUAUUAUUCCAAUGACUAAUCUAACAUUCUGCUAAUUGAUUAUGUUGAACAGAAAUCAAUUCUGACAAAUAGCCAAUUCCUCUGAUGAUUAAACUAUUAUUGCAAAGAUUAAUCAACUAUUUUGAUGAAUAAUCGAAUAUUCUGACUGUUCAUCAAUUAAUCUGAUAAAAAAUAUUUGGUAUAUUCUGGAGAUUUUUCAUUUUACUGCAUAAGCAUUUUUAUACAGUGAUGGAAAAACAAAAAUAUAACUAAAUAAUUAUUUUCCUUUUGUAAAUAAGAAAAUUAACAUUGUGUUGCUAAAAUGCUAAACUAAUUUAUUUCUACAGUGAGCAGAUUAUUUUUAGUAAAGGUUUAAUCUGCAGAUUUAAAAAAAUGCUUAAAACAUCAACAUGAGAAAAACUCUGGUCUUUUCAUGUGUGUCGAACUGAUCUGGGGAUUAUUUAUUGGAUUAUCUGAUUAAUAAUUGGGCUGUUGAGCACAUUUUACUGUCCAACAUCUUUUUACAGGAUGUGAAGCUGAACCUGCAUCUGCAGCAGUUCUGGGAAAAACACAUUUAUUUUCAUCUAAAAUGAUAAAUUUAUAUAUAUUUGUACAGUUUUGUCUUAAUUACUGCCAAUUUACCCUUUUUACCUGUAGAAUAUAUUCAAUAUAUUCAUUUAAUGAUUAAUUGAUUAUUAAAUUAGCUGACGAUUAUUUCCUGGUCCCAGUAAACCCAGCUCACCUUACUGGUUCCAGUCCAGCUCCAGUCUGAGUCGUGAUCAAAUCUCCUCGUUUUUCUUCAUUCGUUCAUCAGCAGAAACCACUGCCACACACACACACACACACACACACACCCUGAGACGUGGCCCAGUGGGUGGUUGACGUCCAGUUCGGCUCUCGUUGCUUCGUGACCAAACGAUGUGCAGCUGUUUUUCAGAAAGUGUCAUGUUUGUUAUGAAUUCAUCUAAAAAUGUAAAAAUAAUUAAGAGGAAGCGGGAAGUUUGAAAGAAACGGACUUCAGCUGGUGGAAACCCGUCAUUCUCCGCAGCGCCACACCUGGCCGGCAGGUUAACUGCACCUAACGAGUCAGGCUCCGAGUCCGAACCGGAUUUAAGGAAACCCGUUUCAGAUUUAAUCCAGCUGGGAUGAAAAUCAGAGGAAUAAUUAUUUCGUAUUAAUGUUCUCAGAUGGUGCAGCUGCUGUUUUAAUUUCCAUUAAGUGAUUUAAUUGUCGACGAGUCCAGGCCGUUUACAGCUGAUGUAAAACAGCUGCUGGUGGAUGGGAUGCAGAGGAAACACGAAAAUAAAAUAAAGUAAAGGCUAAAACACAAUAAAUUACCUACCAUCCUUAUUUAAAAUUGAAUUAAGAAUGUAUUUUUGUCAAAACAUUACAUUUCUGUUAAAAUUAGCACAAACCUUUAGAAGCAGCUUCCUGUGGAGGCCAGCAGAGGGGGCUCUGACACAGGCUGCACUCAAACGGAAACAGAAGAAAAGCUGUUGACAAUAAAACGGAAAUAUUCAAGAAACAUUUUAAACAUAUAAGCUUUUUGUUAUGUUAUAAAUUAUGUUUGAGGAUUGAUUUGAUAUUUCAUAUUGUAUAUUUUUGCUGUUUUUAUGCAUUUUUACAAACUAAGCAGUGGAUAAUAAAUCUAACUGUAUAUUUAUUAUUAUUUUACUGCAUUUUUAGCUUUUAUCAGACUUUCUGUAGGACAGUUAGGAGCUUCAGUGUUUUAGGCUGCAGGAUGAGCCCUGGUUAUUAAUUACUAAUGAUUAUUCAUGAUUAUUCCCGUUAUUAUUGAUGAUUAAUGUUGAUUUGGAUCCUUUAAAUCCGGGCUCAGGGACUCGGACCUGCGUCAGUCGACUCGCUCUCACUGCAUCAUUUGAAAUGAAAAGGUCAAAGUUCACCGCCAGCAUCACUCCUUCGCUGCUUCCUGUAUCUGUGGAAAAACGACACAAACAGAAAAAUCAUUUGUCUGAAAUGUGAGGCGAGUCGGAGCGAAGACGCGUCCGCCACGUUGAGUUGGGGAUUUUCUUCAGUUUUUGUUUCCUGGUGUUUUCCUGAGCGGUUCAUGCUGUGUUCUGAUUGGCUGCUUGCCGUGACCGACUCCAUGACGACACAAAGAUUGUUCAUGUUUCUCUUUUUCUACAGUUUCUGCUGUUUUUGAAUCAGUUUUUUAUUCUUUGCAGGACGACUCAGACGCUCAUCUCAUUUUAUUUAUUAAAAAAAUGAUUCAUUUCUAUUCUGGUGAAAUAAAACAAAACCAGGUUUUUCUCCCACAUCCUUCAGCUUCCAGAAAAACAAUUAAAUCUUAUUUUGGAAAAUAUUUACUUUGAAAACUUCUGCAGUGAUCCAUAGUUUAACCUUAGGAACUGAUUUCUGUCUAACACCUGAAGGAUGAAGCAGAUAAUCACAUUUAAUCUCAUUUAUUGUUUAAAUUGUUAGUUUUCUCAUCUACCUGAGCCUCCUUCAUCACCUUUAGCCCCUCCUGAGUGGGUCGGUGUUUGGGGUGGCGCCGUCUGACGUCAUCCUGCUGACGUUGUUUUCAUAUCUGGGUGCAGAAAUGUAACAUGAUGUGAGUGAAGAGCCAGAAUUACAAUAAAAAGGUUUCUAGCAGCUUUCA